CUAGCUCUGGAUUUUGACAGGUCGCAGCUGUGUGCAUUUGGAUUGUUUCUGUUAUGGAUUUUUAAGUCGUAGAAUUUGUGGUUAUUUAUGUAAACUUUCUGAUAACCAAUGAAAAACAACUGAUUCCAACAAGUUAAAUGUUUGAUUUUAUCGCAACGUUGUAAUCCCACACCAUGAUUCAAAUAGCCUAUUCACCUCUCAAUAUCAUAAAAUAUUAAUAUAGCAGAAGUAUGGACCCAAUAGACAAUGAAUGGCUUGGAAUAAAAAAUGAGCCUAUUGAUGACACUCCCCAAAUUGGCAAUGCUGUCCGUAGCUGGCAGUGGCGGGAGCACGGCCUGGAUCCUCCGCACAGUCCGGCCAACAAAACUGUACUUGAAAAUAUUGCCGAGGAUAUCUUAGUACAGAAGCCACUUAAUAUAAGAUCCUGUGAUUUGCCCGGGUACCCCAGGUCCACAUUUUUGAUGGUUUUUAGUCCUGAUGGCACAAAAGUAGCAUCAACUCAUGGCAAUCACAAUGUGUAUGUGUCAGAGCUAGCGAGUGGCAAACAUGUGAGGAUACUGAAGGGGCAUCCUCGUACGCCAUGGUGCAUCGCUUUCCAUCCGUCCCAUCCCCAGCUUAUUGGUUCGGGCUGUCUGGGAGGACAAGUCAGGGUUUGGGACAUAUCCAGUGGUGGCAGUGAAGUAUGGAACGUGCGAAACGAGACGGUGAUAGCUUCCAUCGCGUUCCACCCGCGAGAGCAACUUCUCGUGAUCGCCACGUACAACGAGUUGUACUUCUGGGAUUGGAGCCAACCCGCGCCCUUCACGAGGGUGUCCACUAACAAUGUUAAUGAGAAAGUUAGGUAUGUAGCAUUCGACGCCCUGGGCUACAAGCUGAUCACCGGAAUAUCGCUCUGGACCACUGGACCCUCUGGCAAUGUCACAACAACACUACUCCAACACGGCCCCCCAACAACCAUCAUGCUCAACCGCCGGGACGACCCUAGCGAUGGGCCCAGUCGGAACCAGGAGAACCCUGGCACUGCGCAGGAUAUGAUCGUUAACUCGUAUCAGAACUUGGUGCAACGGUAUGACAGCUUGGUGAGGAAUUACCAGAGGUUGUUUAUGGUGCGACAUAGACUGACUAAUACGCCGCCGCCGCCGAAUACGACGGACCGGGGCACCGACCCGAUGGAGACGGACCUGUCGCCAUCGCCGUGCUUGCGCCAUGCGCGCCCCUCCACUUCUGCUGCCAAUGACGAUGCACAAUCUUCGGCCGGUACGUCGCGGCGGCAAGACGGGGCCGAGAGAAGCGACGGGGAGGGUAGCAGUAGUCGCCUCUUGAAUCUCGACGUUUUGUCUAUUGAUGGAAACCCGAGAGGUCAAAAUAAUCCAGAGUCCCCGCAACAGGAACAUUCCAUUUUCGGAUCGCGGUCAUCAGCAUUCCAACCCCUAACCGGAACCGGGAUCGGAAGAUCUUUCAGAACGAUAGAUCAAAACGAGCGCACACGUCUACUACCGAAUCCCUUCUCCUCGACGGGCGGCCUCGCCCGGUCCGGCCGAGUAAACUUUGCGGAACUUUCAUCAACGAACGCCAACUCCUCCCGCACGAGUCUGUUCACGGCGACGUCGUUCGCGAAUAUUGCGGCGCAGCGCCGGCGGCAGCACCUCGCGCACAUGGCCAACGCGCUGCAAAGCGAGAGCGCCUCGACAUCCUCCGACGCGUCGUCCACACCCUCCCGGCCGAGGUUCCCCGGCCUCCGCCCCGACACGCCCCCCUCCACCUCCACGUCGGAACCGACCGCCCAACGACCCCCCACGACCAACUCCUCGACCCAAAUGAGCCCCACCAGCGCGCCCGUGGACGCGCAGGCGAUCAACGAAAGUCUAGAUCUAAUACGGGACAUACUGAGGGAUUCGGGGACUAGAUUAUUAAAUUUGAUAACGAAUAUGUCGCUGUCGACGCUGGCGAGCGUGGAGCGCGGCACGGGGCGGGCGCGGCGCGCGGCGGGGGGCGCGGGCGCGUCGGGCGCGCGCUCCGACGACAGCGAGGGCGGGCGCCGCGCGCGCGCCCGGCCCCGAGUGCGCCUGCUCAGCUCCACGCUGCGCCGCGACCUGGUGCUCUCCUCCAGCUCCGACUCCGACAGCGACGACUCCCUGGACAUCAACAUCUUCCGGGCGCGGCGCACGCCGCUCCAGGUCGCGUCGAGCCUGCUCCGGCGGACGCGGUCGAGCGCGCCGCCCGCCGACGGGGAGCCCCCCGCCGAUACGGAACGGGACCGAGGCGCGCAGCCGGAGAGUAGACCGACCGGCCCCGCCGAUUUAAAUGCCCCCCGCCCGUCUCCCGGCAGAGAUAGUUUCUGGACGAGAGGAGGCGUCGUCCCCCCCGACGAGGCCCACCGGAGGGUCCGCUCGGGGGUCCACGCCCUACAGAAGCACGCCCUGCUGCUGACCAAUAUGUGGCUGCGCGGCAACGGGACCACCAUGCGCGAGCUUCGCGCCAUGUGGGAGAAUUUGCGCCGACGAAUAUUGACGCUGCACAGGGAGACGGGGCGCCGGGACUUGCCCAGCUACUAUACCAGAUCUCUGCUGGAGAGAUGUAUGUUUUUAUCCGAAUUGCACAGCGCGAGACCCGCGCGGCACGCCGCCCGAAACGACGAGAGCGGGCGGAGUCAGCCGGAGCGACGGGACGCUUCGGCGAAUGCCGGAUCUGCGAGCGGUUCCAACGUGACGGGGAGUGAUCUAAACGCUUCGACGGAAACUAGUACCGACAACCGCGAGCCUCGCCCGCGUCGCUCCCCCCCGACGAGGUCCUCCCCGAGCGUCCGCGCCUCGCCCUCGACGCGCCGACGGCUGCAGUCCGGCUCCAGAUGGCGGCCCGAGGACGAGAUCCGCCGGCGGUCCCGAAAUCCGGCCGCGAACCGACUAUCACACCGGCACCCCCCCAACAGAUCUCGCAGAGAUUUCGCCCGCGUGAUCGAGAUCAGCGCCACCAGACACGAAAUCCGAAUGCGAGCGAUGCAAGUUCUCUCCGUAAUGUUCAACAUGAUGAUGAUGUGUUUGGAGGAGCGAGGUCUUAGCCAACUUAUUAUAACUAUGUUACGUACGCUAAAGAGAGCUCUAGCUUUGACUUGCCUGAUGUUGAUGACGAAUAGAAACGCCGCCAGAUCCGGCAAUAAUUCUGGGUCUUCGAGUGCGCGGGUAGAUUCUUCGAACGUAGUCCGCAUUCAAAAUGCGGAGCACUCGGGUCCCGUGAACGUGGACGUGGACGGCCCCGACGAAGUCGUGUCUCUCGACAACCCCACUCUCCUCGGCGAGCCGGAGCCGGGGGCGGUGCCUAUCCAAAAAAUCAAUAAUGACGCCCGCGCCUUGGAAAGAGAGAGACCGCGCACAUCGCAAUGCGCGGGAACGGGAAACAGUUCGACGCAAGAGGAAUCACCUCCGUCUCAUUCCACCGCACAGAAGUGGAGCAAUCGGCUCGCGGUUCAAAUAUCAGCUGCGAACAGGAAUAACUCUGCGACGGCAAGAAACAGAAGAGAACUAUAUAUAGAGAGCAGAAGACUUAAAGCGUUGCACAGGACCAAUCCAGGUGCACAUCCAAUAGUCAAGAAAAGAUUUCCUCCAAUAUCCCACCACAGGAUUCCAGCUAUGCGCUUCGUGCCCAAUAAAGAUGUUGCCGGGGUAAAUACUUCAAGAAAUGUUCCUAACAUGCUCGACGAGCCGGUCGCCGGGCCGUCGAACGCCCCCUCGAAUGAAUCCAGGCAAGAAACGCCUCGGGCGAUAGACGAGUUCGAGCAGAGGGUGCAUUUAAUUCGCCUAGCUCACAUGCAAGCGGUCAGAUUACGGUCGGCGGCGAGGAAUCGUUUCAGACGCUUACAAACCAUUCGAUUGUACACACCGUCUUCGGUGCGGGAAAUGUUCGCUUUGCAAUCUAACAACCCGGAGAAUCAGCAGCCUGGGAAUAGGUCUCCCAGUGGACCGGAAUUUGGUCGAGGACGGCCGUUCGCGGCGUACAGGCCCCACAUUCUCGGGCCCCGACCCGAGCGGGACAGAGGGGAGGACUCGGGCCAAGUGGCCGGGGUGGUGGAGGUGCAGCCCAUGCAGUUCAACGUGAACAACGUGGCGGCGCUCAUGCAGGUGAACGACCACAACGUCAACGAGGCGCCCAGCCCCUCGCAUAGGCUGCCGCGCAUACAAGAGUACCUGCAACCUAUUAUACUGGCACAGAACGCCAUGGCGGUGGACGAGGAGCACGGGGGCGGGGGCGGGGGCGGCGGGGCGCGGCGCCUCAGCGGCAUGGCGGGGCUGCUGGACUCGGGCAUCCUGUCCGACGCGCUGCCCGCGCCCGCGCACCGAGUGCAGGCCUGGGACUUCACCACCGGCGACACGCCCGACAUCGCAGACAGUACAAAGAACGUGGUGGUCCAAAGAUGUCGGAUACAUAACGACGCCAGCAUCGACAUAUCAAAGGACGGGCGUCUGCUCGUGGCGCUACUGCCGGUGCCGCGGCUAAGAAACACUAACCAUUGGCUGGGUGUAUACUCGUUGGAAUGGUCGCGGCUAGGCCAGUGCCUACACACAGCGGUACUAGAGCAGAGCGCGGUCUCAGUGGCCUUAUCCCCCACGGCGCGGCACCUGGCCGUGGGGCUCGGCUCGCGGCGUUUCACCACGCUGCCCAACGCGCGGAACAGCGUGUUCGCGCUGCUGUACCGACUGGACCCCCACGAGAGCUCGAGCCGUACAGGUCUGUCUCCGAUCAAGGAGUUGGAACAGAACUGGGAGCAAGGCUUCACGAGCCUCAACUGCCUCCGCUGGGCGCCUCAGCCCGGCCAGGGACUCGUCUACGCCAACAACACUGGACAACUCAUCAUCAUGAGCUAGGUCAUCAAGUAUCUUAGAUUCUUAGUCUCCUAAAGGAGUUGGCACUGAACUGGGAGUCUUCACGAGUCUACUGCCACCGAUGGGCCCCCUCAAACUCGUCUACGCGAACAAGA
This is a messenger RNA of Cydia amplana, 4972 nucleotides long. RefSeq lists its product as uncharacterized. Gene Ontology annotation, cellular component: intracellular membrane-bounded organelle. NCBI's taxonomy places the organism in Eukaryota, Metazoa, Arthropoda, Insecta, Lepidoptera, Tortricidae. Gene Ontology annotation, molecular function: protein binding. Bases 231 to 4859 code for a protein of 1542 amino acids. The record is from RefSeq and is a predicted model, not a curated record. The transcript has 14 exons. Gene Ontology annotation, biological process: autophagy.